This is a messenger RNA of Ostertagia ostertagi, 858 nucleotides long. The record is from the annotation of a GenBank genome assembly. NCBI's taxonomy places the organism in Eukaryota, Metazoa, Nematoda, Chromadorea, Rhabditida, Trichostrongylidae.
AUGCUAUUUACCUUGUACUUCAGACGAUGUAUCAAAAGUUUAAUUGAGAUUGUCUAUCUGUGUACCGGCACCAAUAAAAUCCCGAGCGGUAAAAUACGAAUCAGUUCAAUUGUGUGGCGUUAUAAGGUGGAUCCAGAGGAAAUCGCUAAGAGAAAGGAUUUUGUUCUUGCGCCUGGAUACCUGGACAGUGUAGAGUUGCUGAAUAAUCCUCACUGGACUAUAUACACGAUAGAAAAGGACCUGGUAGUUUUUGUUCUGUUACCAGAACCGAUCACCACCUACACUAUCGAAAAUCAUCCAUUCAUUUUCGUGCCGUUAUUUGAAAAGGUCAGUUUCCGUCUGAAGAAUUUGUUGCAAGGACCUCAUUCGCGAAUAAAGAAAACAGAGAACCGGAGAAUCCGCGAAAAAAGUUCACUGAAGCGCUCGCUGUGGCAGAAAGUCUCACGUUCGGAGUUCUUGAAAUUUGCUGAGAAUUUGCCGCAAAUCCACAGCCGAGAACCGUGCUUUUCACGAACACCGCUCGAUGUGGCAGCACACUAUUCGGCAAAGAUGUUAAACAGGCCCGGUGUAUCCGCUUGUUAUGCUGAACAUCCAGCGCUAACAGUACUUUCCAUAGCAUUGGGCGAAGAGCUUAUGAGCGAAUCUGACGUUCGAACUCUACUGCAUGCCACGGUAACGUGCCUUCGAGCACACCUCCCAGUCGAGACACUAUGCAUUUUGAAGACUCAAUCGUUCGAGGCAAGAUUGGUGCCGUUGUGCAAGGAUAUUCCGAAUCUCAAACACAUUUUCAUGUUCCGUAAGAAGGCGCUACUCUCCGUGGAAAAAGCUUGCAGACGGGCCAAUCAGCCAUCAUACUAG